This is a messenger RNA of Toxorhynchites rutilus septentrionalis, 3274 nucleotides long. RefSeq lists its product as uncharacterized. Gene Ontology annotation, cellular component: nucleus. The record is from RefSeq and is a predicted model, not a curated record. Bases 190 to 1935 code for a protein of 581 amino acids. NCBI's taxonomy places the organism in Eukaryota, Metazoa, Arthropoda, Insecta, Diptera, Culicidae. The transcript is spliced from 3 exons.
ACUUGAUCUGAAAAAUAAAAACGAAAUAUAAACAAUCGUGAAUAACUAGUUAAAGUGGUUGGCUUAGUUUUUUCAAGAUUUUUCAUUGAUUUCGAUUUAAUCUGAUUAGAUACGGAUACCUAGUGUUGGAAGUUCUUUUAUUUAUACAAAACCAGUACCAGUUUCAUUCGUGUGAAAAAAUACUGAAUCAUGGGCAUUCGGCAUUUGGAAACAUUUAUCUACUCACAAGUCCCUAAUGGACACACAGAAGUGAACAUCGCAGAUGAGAUUCGGAAGUACUUCGACAGCGCUGCUGUACCAAAUCCUCCAGCGCCGAUCAUCGUUGUUGAUUUGAUGUCGCUCUAUCAUCCACUUUCGCAUUCAGACCCAGAAGGUUUGCUUUGUGGUGGACGUUUUAAUAAAAUAACUGCUUUGUUGGAAAGCUUCUUUUCCAAACUUACAAAUCUUGGUGCAAAGUUGGUAUUUUUCUACGACGGGCCGGUUCAGGAUAUGAAAUACGAUACCUGGCUGAAGCGUCAGGGUGAUAAGUACAAUCAAUUAAUAGAAAUAAUCGAUUCUGUAGACAAAGGUUUGGAUUUGAAAUCAUUGAUAAAACUUUACGGCAGAAAUAUCCCUGCUCAAACAAAUUAUCCUUUGAGACAGGUAGCGCGAAAACAUGGAAUCUUCAUCACAUCGAUCGCGAAAGAAUGUGACCAGGAAUUGGCUUCCUAUGCUAGCCGUGUUCAAGCACUGGCGCUACUUUCGAAUGACACUGAUUUCAUGAUAUACAAGGGAUUUUGGCGCUACUGGUCGUCGAAAAGUAUAAAUUUUGAAACGUUAUCCACCAUGGAGUAUAACCGGUUGGCACUUGUGAGACAUUUGGGUCUCAAAUUCAAUCAAAUGCCUUUGUUUGCGACGCUAGCUGGAAAUGAUGUUAUACAAUAUGAUGAAGUUCAUCACUUUCAUAGGCGAUUGGGUCGUCACAGAGAAAAAUUCUAUAACCUGGCACGUUUCGUUCAGCAGCAUUCGGAGCGCCGAACAGAACACGAGUUAUGGAAUAUAUUGAGGGAAGUUUUUGGGCGAGCUUCGAAUAAGAAAUUGAUGCAGCGAUUUCGCGAAAGCUUGAACUUUUACACUUUGGAAAAGAAUCAUCCGCAACUAAAUCCAACCGGCGAUGAUUUUCUUGAUUUGCUGUUAAAACAGGAGGACACAUUUUCGUACCAGAUCUAUACCGGCCACCCUUACAACAUAACUACCAAUUUCACUGAUAUGCGCACGAACGAAUUUGGUUCACAGUAUCCAAUACUAGUAGUUCCAGUCAUAUUACGAAAGGCAGGAAUCGUCCUCUACCAUUUGAAGGAACAACAGAAAUUCUCCAGAUGCAGUUUGGUUGUGAAGCUGUUCCACAACACCCCACAUGACUUCCACAAACUCUCGGUGUAUUUUCCUGACCGUAGUGUACCAUUAUAUAUACUUAGAGACCCAACCAUGUCCGCUGAUCUGGAAGACAUCAAGUUGAAACUGUUCUGUUGGAUUGCUUCCGACAAGCUUGACCAUCGAAGUUUCCAACCGGUGCCUGUAAUAUUUCGUCCAACAGUGCUCACGCUGUACUAUCUGAUGGAGAACCGUGUUCUCCAACUGUUCGAAGCGGACCUUUUCCUACAGGUGGCAUACGAUGUAGAAUAUUCAACCUAUGACAUUGAUAACGUUCCAUACCCAAACCGAUUGGAUUCGCGAGCCUUCCGAGUGGUGUUUAUGUAUCAGAAAAUCUAUAAGCAUUUCUCCAGCAGCUACGAUCUGGUAGGACUCAACGGAGACAACUUUUUUGGCCGUUGCCCUAUGUUUGACGGGGUUUUGUUCCACCACCGUUAUUCCGAAUGGAGCAGACAGUGCGGCGAUAUGACGGAGUCAAUAAAGUCAUGGAGAAUUUAUGAAACGUUACAUCAAAAUGAUUAGGCUGAUGUGCAAUGUAUAUUAUAUAUUAUUGAACCAGAUUUCUAGAAUAAAUCUUUCAAAACUGUUUUCUUUGGCACUGCAUAGAAGAAGCUUUCUGUCCUUCCUUACUUUAAUCUCUUCUCAAUUGAUUUUGUCCAAACCACGAUACACCGAUGAAGGAGAUGUAUUUUCGGUGUCCUCAAUCGAAGGUAAAUCUGAUCGUACCCUCUUCUAGGUAGCACCAACCGACGAUAAAGAAUUCUCGUAGACAAACACAUCAAAAUCGUCAUCGAUGAUCUGAAUGCUCAGUACGCAUAAAAGGAGGAGUUCAGACCGCUAAUUGGUAGGUUCAACAGCCAUCCGCGUACCAACGAAAAUUGCCUAAGUCUUCGUAAAAUAUUUUUUUGUUCAAGUGCGAUUUUCGCGCUAACAUCAUGCAUGCAUACAGGUUAUAACUGGUCCGGUAUGUAAAACGUCAAAUAAAAUCGAGGGGAAUUUCAAUAAAUUGUUUGAUUCGCGUUGACAAUGAAAUAGGGGAAAUAGGAUAAACAAAAGGAUUCCAAUGGAAGUUUCGCAUUGAGUGCGACAACAGGUUUGAAAUAUAUUUUGAUGAAAUUAUCAAUGUUUUUGUCAUGCGAAAUCAAUGUCAAUUUUCAUAACAUUUCAAAUCACAUUCGAAUGCCCCUCACAACAAAUCUUCCAUUGAAUAUGGCGUCGAUUGUUCGCAAAAUUCUGCUUUUUAACUCUCCUGUACUCGCGUGCGAAAUCAUAACACGUAUACUCGCGCACGGUGUCACAGACCGAAUUUAACUGCUCUGUAAUGUUGCCAUUGUGUAUUUUUCAGGCUUUACUGGGAAUUUGUUUGAAGAAGAGGGUAUGUUUGAAUGAAAAAACUCCAAAACAUAUGUUUUCUUCGUCUUUUUUAUGCUUUAAUAGUCAUCUAAUUCAGCCACCUCAAAAUAGAGUAAUUUUUGAUACUCCAAUACAAAUAACGAAAUUCGAAUUUUUCACUGUUAUUAAUUAAAAGUAAGCAACUGAAUAUAUUUCAUGGAAGUAUAAAGAACUAUAAAAUAACAUAAAAACGUAUUAAUCGAUUGUGGUUUCAUUGGAGUAAGAAUCAGAACAUAGCAUAACUGCAUGCUCGAAACAAAAAUAUUUUUUUACAUUUCAUGCAGUUGUUGCGUGUUUUCCGGGUCUUUUAUUGAAGAGAAGAAUGAAUAACGACCUUCUAGAUAAUUACCAGCUGAUAAAGGUUCUGGAAUAUAAAAUACGCAUUUUCUAAUAUUCUUUGUCUUGGUAAACUUAGAAUUAAUGCAAUUUUUUAAAUGAUGCAGAAAAAGAUGAUAUAAAAAGAUUUUUA